Molecule: messenger RNA, 2411 nt
Organism: Malania oleifera
Lineage: Eukaryota; Viridiplantae; Streptophyta; Magnoliopsida; Santalales; Ximeniaceae
Product: MACPF domain-containing protein NSL1
Exons: 7
Coding region: 396-2213 (605 amino acids)
Biological process (GO): plant-type hypersensitive response; regulation of salicylic acid mediated signaling pathway
Cellular component (GO): plasma membrane
Source: RefSeq, a predicted model, not a curated record
AAGCCCCAUUAAAAAAAUCAGUGAGGAAUAAAACCAGUUAGGAAUUGAUAGCACCACGAGCGACACGACAUACAAAAACUGCACCCUGGCAAUAUCAAUUCCACGUGGCACAAUCUCCAGUCUUCGCCGCGUGGCAAGCAAAAUCCAGGUAGUUGCCGCCGGCCGCAAAAGCCACCGUCCCCGCCACACCAUACCCCAUUAUCGUCUCAGUCUGAACUUUGACCACCGAAGCGCAGAGAGAGAGAGUAGCAAAGACCAAAGAGGCGAAGACCCCGUCAAUAUGACCUCGUCUACUCUUCUCCUCCCCCUCAGAACCCUCGCGCCUCUAUUUUCUCGCUUCCCGGACACUCUCCACGUCGCCGGAUAGGGUACUAUUGGCGCCGGGCGCGUGCCCGAUGGAUCCACAGGUCGCCGCCGAGAAGGCCGUCUCCGUCAUCGGCUACGGCUACGAUCUCUCCGCCGAUAUCCGGCUGCCCUCCUGCAAGCCCGGUCCGGCCGGGUCGCGGCUCGUCGAGCUCGACCUGACCCGGAACCGGGACCUCGUUGUCCCAGGAGGCAUCGUCGUCCCCGACGUGCCCGUCGCCAUCAAGUGCGACAAGGGCGAGCGCACUCGAUUCCGCUCUGAUGUUCUUUCGUUCAGUCAGAUGUCGGAGCAAUUCAAUCAGGAAUUUUCUUUAUGUGGGAAAAUUCCAUCUGGGUUGUUUAACGCAAUGUUCAACUUCAAAUUUGGGUGGCAGAAGGAUGCCUCUGCCACGAAGAGUCUUGCAUUGGAGGGCUGGUUUAUUACUCUGUACAACAUUGAGUUAGCAAGGUCCCAAUUUACAUUGUCAGAGCAUGUGAAACGAGAAGUUCCUUCUUCAUGGGAUCCUGCAGCCCUUGCUGAGUUCAUUGAAAAAUAUGGUACUCAUAUAGUUGUUGGGGUAAAGAUGGGAGGUAAAGAUGUGAUUCACGUUAAGCAGCAACAAAAUUCAAAUCUUCAAUCAACUGAAGUGCAGAAACUGCUGAAGGAGUUUGCUGAUGAUAAAUUUUCAGUAGAUGCAAAUGGAAGCUUUUUGUUGAGCCAUAAGGAAAUCUCAGGAAAGCAGAAGGAUGAACAUUCUAUCACCUGGAAUCUCCAUCCAGAACUUCCAAACAUAAUCAGACCGCCUGUCAUUACUCACUCAAAGAAUGAUGAUACAGAGAUCAUUCAUGUUCGACGGGGAGGUGUUGAUAAUGGUCAAAGUCAUAAGCAGUGGCUUCCAACUGUAUCAGAGUCACCUAAUGUCAUAUCAAUGUCUUUUGUGCCGAUAACUUCGCUUUUAAGUGGUGUUGAGGGAAUUGGAUUUCUAGUUCAUGCAGUGAAUCUGUACCUCCGGUAUAAACCACUGAUAGAGGAACUUGAUCAAUUUCUUGAAUUCCAAUUACCUCGGCAGUGGGCACCGGCGUAUAAUGAUCUCCCGCUCACUCUUCAGCGCAAGAAGCAUGUGUCCCCAUCACUUCAGUUCAGCUUUAUGGGUCCCAGGCUUUAUGUGAACACUGUAAAGGUUGAUUCUGGAAAUCGACCAGUGACUGGAAUCCGCUUAUACUUGGAAGGGAAGAAGAACAACCGCCUGGCAAUCCAUCUCCAGCAUCUCUCAAGUCUUCCCAAGACCCUCCAGCUCUCAGAAGAUCGCACCUAUGAACCUAUUGAUGAGCCAAUAGACCGAGGCUACUUUGAACCUGUUAAGUGGAGCAUAUUCUCACAUGUAUGCACUGCCCCGGUCCAAUACAAUGGAGCCCAUAUUGGUGAUUCUGCUUCAAUUGUGACGAAGGCCUGGUUUGAGGUUAGGACAAUGGGGAUGAAAAAAGUCCUGUUCCUGAGGCUUGGGUUCUCAAUGGUAGCAUCUGCCAAGAUCCGUAGGUCAGAAUGGGAAGGACCGACAACUUUGUUUCAAAAAUCAGGGGUUCUCUCCAUGCUGAUCAGCACAAGGUUAAGUGCAGGACUGGCUCCAGUUCAGAAGCCCGUACAAGUCGAUUUGAAUUCUGCGGUUUUUCCUGGAGGCCCUCCCUCACCAGCAAGGGCACCAAAGAUGUCGAACUUUGUGGACACAAAAGAAAUGGUGAGGGGACCUCAGGACACUCCUGGAUAUUGGGUGGUCACUGGGGCAAGGCUGUAUAUAGAGGGAGGAAGAAUCAGGAUAAAAGUGAAGUAUUCACUGUUGUCUAUGGUGACAGAUGAUCUUUUAUCCAUGUGAGAAAACCUUACUUAGAAAAGAAAAUGCCUUCAUUUUUUUGUACAUUGCUGUAUACGUGUCUGUUCGCUCUGUAUUGUUACAUGCAAAAUCUGGAAAAUUAGCUUCAAUAGAAUGUCACAGCAGCUGAACUGGCUUGCUCCUGUUAUUUUAGUGUUUCUGGAAAACUAUAUCUUUACUAAUGAUAUUUUGUGGUACAAA